This is a messenger RNA of Sodiomyces alkalinus F11, 1398 nucleotides long. RefSeq lists its product as hypothetical. Lineage: Eukaryota; Fungi; Ascomycota; Sordariomycetes; Glomerellales; Plectosphaerellaceae. Gene Ontology annotation, molecular function: pre-mRNA 3'-splice site binding. Gene Ontology annotation, cellular component: spliceosomal complex. The coding region runs from base 1 to 1398 and encodes 465 amino acids. The record is from RefSeq and is a predicted model, not a curated record. The transcript has a single exon. Gene Ontology annotation, biological process: mRNA splicing, via spliceosome.
AUGCCGCCUCCUCCACCGCGAAGGCCAGACCCAAAGGCGGCCUCGAGCGCUGGCGCAGCCUCAAAAGAAGAGAACGUCUACAUUCCGUCCUUCAUCAGUAAACGUCCGUUCUACGCUGGCGAAGAAGGAGACCCGAGCGACUAUCUUGAACAUCAACGUAUACAAAAGAAAGCCGAGCAAUCACAAUGGUACGACCGGGGUAGGAAAGCGGGUCCUGCUGCAACCAAAUACCGAAAGGGAGCUUGCGAAAACUGUGGCGCCAUGACACAUAAGGCAAAGGACUGCCUCAGUAGACCCCGAGCGAAAGGCGCGAAGUGGACAGGAAAAGAUAUCCAAGCCGACGAGGUUCUCCAAGAUGUCCGGCUCGGCUGGGAUGCAAAGCGGGACCGCUGGAACGGGUAUGAUCCGAAGGAGUAUCGAAAUGUGGUUGAGGAAUACAGCCAAAUGGAAGAGCUACGAAAGAAAGCUCUUGCCAACGGAGACGACGAAGAAGAGGAGCGAGAUGAGGGAGACAAGUACGCAGAAGAGAACGACAUGAGCAAACAUCAAAGCACAGCGACACGACAGUUGCGACUACGGGAGGACACCGCCAAAUAUCUCCUCAACCUGGAUCUGGAUUCGGCAAAGUACGACCCGAAGACACGGUCUUUGAUUGACGCAGGUGCUACGCACGACAAAUCAGCCAGCCUUUUCGCAGAGGAAGGAUUCAUGCGCGGUUCGGGCGACGCUGCCGAGUUCGAGAAAGCUCAAAAGUAUGCCUGGGAAGCCCAAGAGAAGCAGGGAGAUACAGCCCAGCAUCUGCAGGCAAAUCCAACAGCCGGCGAGUUCCACCGGAAGAAGCAAAAAGAGGAAGAAGAGCGAAAGCGCGCCGAAAAAGAAAAGAAGCUUAUGGAGAUGUACGGAGACAACUCCCUGUACAAGAUGCCCGAGGACCUCAGGCAGAUGGUUACCGAGUCGGAGCAUUUUGUCGAGUACGACGAGAGCGGCCUCAUCAAGGGGGCACCGAGGGCGGCAGCGAAGUCCAAGUACACUGAGGAUGUUUUUGUUCACAAUCACACCUCCGUUUGGGGAAGUUGGUGGUCUGACUUCCAAUGGGGUUUUGCAUGUUGCCAUUCUCUCGUCAAAAACAGCUAUUGCACCGGAGAGGAGGGCAAGGCUGCGUUGGAUGCUGUGGAACGGCAGAGGACUCGAAUGGCUCUGAUCGAAAACGGGGAGGCCGCAGAGGAGAUCCCUGAAAAGGAGGAAGACAAACCGAGGCAAAAUGUCGUCAAGAAGCGCACAGCAGAAGAGAUGAUGAGCGGGGUCACGGAAGAGGACAUGGAGGAGUACAGAAGGAAACGGACAGCGGCGGAGGAUCCCAUGGCCAAGUUUUUGGGCAAAGAUGAACUGGUACACUAA